Messenger RNA from Chara braunii, 1011 nucleotides. Lineage: Eukaryota; Viridiplantae; Streptophyta; Charophyceae; Charales; Characeae. The record is from the annotation of a GenBank genome assembly.
GGGUGUUACUUGCUGAAUGACACAUUGAGUCAGAACUGGUUGCACGGCCUUACGGCGGAAAGGAGACAAUGCUCACGACACCAUGCAACAAAACCGUCAGGAUAAGCAAGAUCAGGACCCUGUGUCAGAGGUGGAGGAGGAGAAGCGGGAGGAGCGGGAGGAGGAGCGGGAGAAGGAGCGGGAGGAGGAACGGGGAAAAGAGCAGGAGAAGCAGCGGGGGAAGGAGAGGGAGGAUAAGAGGGAGGAGCACGAGAAGGAGCGGGAGUGGGGCUAUGGCAGGAUCUUUGUCACAUUCUUUGGCGAAGGAGGAGCGGGAGGGGGAGGAGGAGGAGGAGGAGGGGAGGAGGAGAAGGAGGAGUGGGAGGAUCGGGAGAAGGAGCGGGAGGAGAAGUGGGAGAAGGAGCGGGAGCGGGGCUAUGGCGCGGGAAGAGGAGCGGAUAAGGAGGGGGAGGAGGAACGGGGGGAAGAGCAGGAGAAGCAGCGGGAGAAGGAGGAGCAGCAGGAGGAGCGGGAGGAGCAGCAAGAGGGGGAUCAGGAGAAGGAGAGGGAGGAGGAGAGGUAUGAGGAGAGGGAGGAGGAGUGGGAGAAGGAGCGGGAGCGGGGCUAUGGCAGUAUCUUUGUCACGUUGUUUGGCGGAGGAGUGGGGGAGGAAUGGGAGGAGCAGGAGAAGGAGCGGGAGCAUGAGUGGGAGAAAGAGCGGGAGAAGGAGUGGGAGGGGAAACGGGAAGGGGCGGAGGAGGCGCGGGAGGAGGAGCGGGAGGAGGAGCGGGAGGAGGAGUGGGAGGAGGAGCGACAGGGGAAACGGGGAGGGGGUCAGGAGCGGAAGGAGUGUGAGGGGAAACGGGAACGGGCGGAGGAGGCGCAGGAGGAAGAGCGGGAGAAGGAGCGGAAGAGUUGAAAGGGGGGGAAGGGGUCGACAUUGAUUGAUUGAUCGAUCCGAAAAAAGAAAAAAAAAAGAUCGCCCCGUUCUCUUUUUUUGUUUUUGUUUUUCAAUCAAUCAAAUCAACCAUG